This is a messenger RNA of Penicillium subrubescens, 921 nucleotides long. Its product is annotated as NAD-dependent epimerase/dehydratase family protein. NCBI's taxonomy places the organism in Eukaryota, Fungi, Ascomycota, Eurotiomycetes, Eurotiales, Aspergillaceae. Bases 1 to 921 code for a protein of 306 amino acids. The transcript has a single exon. The record is from RefSeq and is a predicted model, not a curated record.
AUGGGCAAACGGAUCAUCGUAACUGGUGGCUCCGGAAAAGCCGGGCAACAUGUCAUCUCCUAUCUCCUUGACAAAGGCCAUGAUAUCCUCAAUCUGGAUCUAGUGCCUCUGCCAGGCGAUCUGGGAAGCCGAGUUCAUACCAUGCGCGUCGAUUUGACAGACAGCGGCCAAGUCUACAGCGCAUUUACCUCGCAUUUCCAUCUAACGGAACCCUUCCGCGAGCCACUACGUCUUGUCCCUGAUGCAGUCAUUCAUCUGGCUGGUUACUCUCGCAACAUGAUUGCUCCCGACAACGAGACUUUCCGCGGAAAUGCAUUAUCCACCUACAAUGUAAUCGAAGCCGCGUCUCGCCUCAAUAUCAAAAAGAUCAUCACUGCCAGCAGCAUCACCGUUUAUGGAGUGAGUUAUGCUGAGGGAGAUGUCGAGUAUCCAUCGUACCCGGUGGAUGAAGACGUCGAUGCGAACCCGAUGGAUACAUAUGCCAUCUCCAAAGUCUGCGGCGAGCGCGUUGCCCGCGGCUUUGCCCGUCGAUUCGGAAACGAUAUCUAUGUGCUUCGUAUUGGCAGAGUGGUUGCACCCGAAGAGUAUAAAGAGGCCAUGUUUGAGGAUUAUGUCAAGAACCCUGAUGCGUGGGCACCACAUGCUUGGUCGUACAUUGAUACGCGGGACCUUGGGCAGAUAUGUGAUCUCGCGGUGCAGAAGGAUGGGUUGGGAUUCCAGAUUUUCAACGCUGUGAACGAUGAGAUUACAAACUAUACCAGUUCGACGACAGAGUUUCUCAAACGGGUGUCUCCGCAUGUACCUUUUACCAAGGAAAUGGGACCGCGAGAUGCCCCGGUAUCCAAUAAGAAGAUCAAGGAGAUGCUCGGUUUCCGCCAGAACCAUCCCUGGCAGAUACACUAUGAAGAGGGCUCUAAAUGA